Pestalotiopsis fici W106-1 is the source of this 969-nucleotide messenger RNA. RefSeq lists its product as uncharacterized. The record is from RefSeq and is a predicted model, not a curated record. Gene Ontology annotation, molecular function: monooxygenase activity; heme binding; oxidoreductase activity, acting on paired donors, with incorporation or reduction of molecular oxygen. NCBI's taxonomy places the organism in Eukaryota, Fungi, Ascomycota, Sordariomycetes, Amphisphaeriales, Sporocadaceae. The transcript has 2 exons. The coding region runs from base 1 to 969 and encodes 322 amino acids.
AUGGCCGAUAGUGCACAGUCAUUUUGCAUGUUGCGCCUUAGCUGGUCCUUGUCCUUUGACAUUAUUACAAGUUUUAUUUUCGGACUUGACGCUGGAACUAAUCUAUUAGACGACCUUUCACAAAUUGAUACAAUUGCUUCCUUCUAUGAUGACCGUUACCCUGCAGAAGCGUUUUGGAAAAAGGAAGCUCCCUGGGUGUCCAAUGUGUUAACAAAGUGCGGUUGGUCGCCGCUCGGGAGGAAUAAGAGAUACCAGCUGGCCAGAGAAUACCUCGAGGCGUGGACACUGCGCAUGUGCUCCGCGGCAAACACCACCCUGGACCGUGCCCAGCCGCCUUUACCAGAAUCUGGGGCUUACCCUGUUGUCUACGCGCAGAUAAAGAAAUGCGUAGAUGACGAAUAUCCAAUUCUUGACUCGGAGUCCAAGAUGAAAAUGAUUGCCAGCGAAUUAUUCGACCACCUAUCAAGUGCCCACGAGGUCGUCGGCCUCAUGCUGGCAUAUACCCUGCGCUUCAUAGGUGAGAACCAAACGGCUCAAAGAAAGCUGCGCGAAGAAGUGCGAAGGCUUAGAUCAAAGGAUCUAUCGGCGCUUCCUUCCGCUGCCACCUUGGGUGAGCUGCACUACCUCAGCGCGGUCAUCAGCGAGUCGUUCCGAAUGCGGCCCAACGGUACGCCUUUGCCUCGCAUCACUCCCCAUGACCGCACCGUUCGUCUUGGGGAGUUUAACCACAUCCCCGGCGGCGUCCGCGUGAAUACGUAUCAAUGGUUUCUGCACCGAGACCCGUGCAUUUGGUCGGAUGCCGACAAGUGGGUUCCUGAGCGAUGGCUGAACCACGAUGGGCAGUUCGAGGCAAAGUCGUCACACGAGCCGGACAGGGUCCUGUGGCCGUUCUGUUCUGGCCCCCGGAUGUGCUUGGGCAAUCACUUGACCGAUUAUAGUACGUUUCGCCGUGGAGCCAAUCUUCUUUGA